Molecule: messenger RNA, 1127 nt
Organism: Lathyrus oleraceus (garden pea)
Lineage: Eukaryota; Viridiplantae; Streptophyta; Magnoliopsida; Fabales; Fabaceae
Exons: 1
Coding region: 254-838 (194 amino acids)
Source: RefSeq, a predicted model, not a curated record
UGAAGACAAAAUGAAAUGAAAACUAAACUCAAAUUCAAAUGAAAUUAAAACUGAAAGAAAAUGCUAUAAAUACACAUCAAGCUACAUACAUACAGUUUAUGCCAAACCCAAACCAGGUUCUAUAUUCUAAGGAGUAAGCAGAGGAAAACGCAAUGGAAUUGCACUUACUCAUAUUACUAUUAUUGUUAUUGUUAUAAUCUUCUUGAAUUUGUUUAUUUCUUGCUUCACUUUGCUACAACCGUCGCUAAAUAUCAUGGCGAAGGGUCGCAAAUUCAGCGCGAAUCGGAACGAGCGUUUGUUAGGAACAAACUAUAUCCAAAGCUCGUCUGUUAGUCAUGAAGUAACCGAUUUCAGGGAAGAAGACGUGUGGUCCGUGGUGGACGAUCGUGAUCGUGACCGUGAUGUGGAUUUCUCUCCCGGCGAGUGGGAUUCACGCGCUUCUUCGUGGAGUCGGGAGAGAGAGAAGGAACACCGGAAGUUUGGUGGUUUGUCGCAGGCGUUUGAGGAUUCCGGGAGUAAUGUUGCGACGACGACUACGUCGAGGAUCGUGCACCACCAAUACCGUGCUUCGCUGGGACGUAACGUGGCCACGUCAGCGCCGGUGAACGUGCCUGACUGGAGUAAGAUACUCCGGGUUGAGUCGGUGGAAUCGUUGCAUGAUAUGGAUGAUGGUUUUGAUGAGGACAAAUUGGAGAUGGUUCCGCCGCACGAGUAUUUGGCGCGUGGCCGGAAAAUGGCGGCAAACUCGGUUUUCGAAGGCGUGGGUCGGACUUUAAAGGGGCGUGACUUGAGACGGGUUCGUGAUGCUGUUUGGAACCAAACCGGGUUCGAUGGUUGAGAUGAACCGGUUUAAUAUAAUUCUAUUCAACCGGAUUAAUUCUUGUUUGUUUGCUAUCAACUUGUGUCAGUAAAAAAUUUGUUUCAUUUGGUUUUGUUUCAACUCGAUGGGUGGGUUUUUUUUGGACCGGGUUUAUAAGAAUCUAAUGCCGUGGCCAGUGAGGUUAAUUAAGCAAGUAAAUGUUUGCAAUUAGAAGUUGGAAUUUGGAUUAAGUUGGUCUGAUGAGUAUGAACAAUGUAAUCCAGUUUUUGGACAUAUCUAUAUUAUAUGAUUUUUUGUUAUAGAGAUA